AGUGGUGUUUUUAAAGGGACAGGCUCGGUUUUAAUGGGCGACGGCUGGCUGGGGAAAAUAAGACAGACGAGAGCGAACACACACACACACACACAGAGAAAGAAACAAGGCCCGGGUGGCGGAGGACGUGGAUUCUAAAGAAAAGGAGCUGAGAUUUGGGGUGUAUAUAGAGAGAGACAGGGCGGUGUAAUGGAGGUGUGUUGAGAAGGUGGAGAUGGUGACACGGGUUUGAUGGCGAUGUGUUUGGACUGGAAAGGAGAGGAAAAGAGAGGAGAUCUGAUCUGAUCCGCUGUUGCUAAAAAUAAAAAGAAGGAGAGCAAACUCUUCUGUUUUUUCUUGCUGGAUCUGGAAGCGACUUCCCCCUGCCAUUGUCAUCUCCUUCUGUUCACACACUCAACCCGGGGACGGACAGAUUGAGAGGAAGAGACGGGGAGAGAGGAAGAGGAGAAGAGAGGAGGUGUGUAGCAAAGAGUUCGGCGUGUGUAUGGAAUGCCCUGCUCAGGAUGCAGCCCUCGAGCGACCCAUCAGGAGCCCUGCAGUGGCGUGAUUGGCCACUGGCCGGGUCUGGGCGGAGCUUGAGGGUAGACAUCAUCAUCAUCGGUUUGUUUUGUUCAACACUUCAUUGACACUCCGCCCCUUUGGCCUUUGUUCUCCUCCUGAGUAGGAAUGCUGUUGUUGCGUCACACGAGCAGCGUCGGAGACGGCCGGACUCACGGGCUAGUCUCAGGGCCAGAGGGCAGAGGUCAACACGGGUGGACGCGGAACGAGCAGGCACACGUGCGUCGUGCUUCAAGGCAUUAUGGGAAACGUAGUAUGCCGAUGCUAAAGCGGACCUCCGGGAUCUAAAGAUCUAAGUGCUGCUUUUUUCUUCUUCUUUUUUUUCCGCUCUGUUGAACUCUGCAGAACUUUUUAGGACUUUUUCAGUAUAAGUAUAUACGUAAAAUACCGUGCAAGGAAGAAAGCAACAUCGCCAUGCGUCAUAUCCACGUGGAGCUGGUCCGGAAGGAGGCUCAGGCCGGAGAUCUGCCGCCGCCCAGCGACCCGCAGGUGACCUUCGACCCCCAGCCAAGACCAUUGAACCAGGAAGAGCUGCGGCUGCAGAAGGUUUAUCAACUUUCCAUCUUUUCCCAGAGAGGAGGGUUUAAAGGGGGUACGAAGCGCGGAUUAGACAAAGCCUCGGACCCAGUUGUCGCCCCCAAACGCCUCCUUCAGGACGAGGAAGAUGAAGAGGACGAGGACGACGACGAAAUGGAAGGCGAGGUGCUGUGUGGAAGAGGCUCCUCCCCCUUGCUACCGGUUCUCCCCGCAAAAGACGCUUUUGCCCCGCUGUCACCCAAAUCGCCCGCUAUGGUGGACCCUCACCUGCCCCCUACUGCCCCGCUGGAGCCCCCGCAGUCUUCACGUCUGCCCUUAACCCCUACCGAGGCUGUGGAAUGGGGGGCGGAGCUCGAAAAGACCCCACCUCCGUCAGAAAGACAGCCCCACCCACCGUCGCCGCCUUCCUGCUCCAACGGGUCGAGUUCUUCAGACAGGAGUGGUGAAGUGAAGAGGAAGAAGCUGCUGUCGUUCAGUGACGUUGGAGACUCGUGCUCUGAGGACGAAGGACCUUCCACGUCCAAGCGCUGCCGUCUGGCGCUGACCCCCGGGAUCGGACUGGCACCAGGACGCAGCACUGACUCCAAGGCUGCCCCCUACUGGACACACCUCCUACCCACAACCAGAGAGCAGGGCAAAAGCUCGGCUGAGUGUUCCCGAUCGUCACAGAGGCUAAAGGCCAGCGCUCGCCUCAAAUCUCGUCAGCUGCGCAGUGGCAGGCGCACCGACACCGGCCGCUCGUCCGGUUCGUCGUUAGCCGUUAGCAGGUCACUUCUGGGAAACUUUGAGGAGUCCAUCCUGAAGGGUCGGUUCUCUCCAUCAGGACGAAUCGAGGGUUUCACAGCUGAGAUUGGGGCGAGCGGAUCGUACUGCCCCAAACAUGCCACCCUACCUGUACAGGUGACCUACUACGACACGUCCGAGCACAGCGCGCCCUCGCCCUUCCUGGGUGUGAUCUCACUGGAGCCCCUGGGAAAGAAAGGAUACAGUGUACCUAAAGCAGGGACCAUUCAAGUGACCUUAUUCAACCCCAAUAAGACUGUGGUGAAGAUGUUCCUGGUGACCUAUAACUUUGGGGACAUGCCUGUCAAUCACAUGACCUUCCUGCGCCAUCGAAUCUUCCUGGUGCCUGUGGAGGAAGAGGUGGAGUCAGGGGCGAGGACGGAAAGCUCCACCUCCGACAGGAAGAAGAUUCUAUGCUAUCUGAUACACCUUAGAUUCCACAGCUCCAAAUCUGGAAAGAUCUACUUGCACAACGAUAUCCGGCUGCUAUUCUCCCGCAAAUCCAUUGAGGUGGACACGGGGAUCCCUUACGAACUCAAGUCCUUCACCGAGGUGCCAAGAAACCCCAAAUACUCCCCGCGAGUGUGAUCCUGACAAGCUGCACGAUGGACUUGUAGGAAAAAAAAUUAAAAAUUAAAAUCUUUCUGACUUGAGAACAGCGGAACCACACACACACUUGAUCUUGAACACGCUCGCACACACUCGCACACAGGAUACACCAGAAUGACGUAGCUUUGUAACUGAAGAGUUUUCCCCUAGACAGGAAAUGUGUUUUGCUCUUCCUAAGCCCCGCCCACUUGAGACUGUCGACCAGUCGCAGCCAGGCACGCUGACCUGGUCGGCCAAUCGGACCGGGUGUCUGCUUGUAGGAGUGGAGGAAGGGGGACUGUAGGGAGUCUGUAAGUGGAUUCGGGACGUGGCCUACAGACUCGUUUCUGAUUUCUUGUCAUCUGUAAUGCCACUCGAUUACCAGAGCAGCUUCAGAGAAGGAACUCGAGCAACAAACAAGGAGCUCGUAUGGAGGGGAACCGGACUCGGGAUCUAAUAUCGGAAUGUAGACAGAGAGGAGGACAUUUUAACUAACUGUGUUAGCAUUAACAAAAUGUAUCGGGAGCGCAGGACGCUACAAAACCGGACUCGAGCAGGAAUUGCCACCUGCAGGCCGGCUUUAGUACUGCAACAACAUUAAUAACAAAGGCCUUUAAAUAAUAACAGUGGCACUAUAUAAAUACGCCAAAUGUCAUGUAGCAAGCUGAGUUUGGGAUUCAGCUACAACAACACGGCUUUACUGUUACACAACUUGUUCACUAAAGCCCCAGUGUACACUCACAGCCCUCUACAGGCCGGUGUUAGUACUGUGACCACAAUACGUAUUUUGUCUUUGAUUAUGGUUUAAGCUAGCAGGCUGGAUAAAGCAGUUUGUUUUGAGGUGACUAUUUAAAAAAAAAAAAGUCAGUAAACUCUGAGGAUGUUAAUUUGGACUUUUCCUGAUUAGGGAACUUUGUAUUUUGCCUUUAUAGAAUCAGAAAUCGCUGCCACCUUCAGGCUAGCUUUAAUACUGCACCACAAACAAAGGGCUUCGAAUAGCAACUUCGGUACUCCGUAAAAACACGAAAUAAUAAUUUGUGUAGAGUUAGCGAACUCUGUGAUCUGUUUUGAUUUUUGUUGAUUGUCGCUUAUGGAGCAGAAUUUGAUGUUUAGAUCCAGUGGCUAAAUUUGACUUUCUUGAAAUGAUGGAAAUGAACGUGAAACUCUAAUCAGAACAGCUUUGGUACCGUGACCACAGCGGAGAAAUCGUAGUUCAAAACGUUUAACUCGCAGAGCGUUUGCAGACUCCGAGGGCAUCCGUUUUACAAUUUAUUUUUGCACAUAUUCUGAUCAUGAAUCUCCCUUUACAGUCAAACACUUCCAGCGACGCUACGUUACCACGCAAAAACGCACGUUAGCUGAAAGUUAGCAGACUUUCUCAGCGCUCGGACUUUUUCCUACCAGACAGAGCCUUAACUCAAAUUCCAUCCCAUCCUUCCGUUUAAACAACGCACUCAUGGUCACUAACUCAAAAGUCCGAGUCCAGGCUGUUGUAGCGUCGGUGCCCCCUGCAGGACCCGAGCGGUAGUGUUCAUUUAACUUCCUAACCACGAAAAAAAAAAUGAGUGAGUGUAAUAUGCUGCACACUUAGAGGGCUGUGUGUUAUUUUUUUUCUUCGGGAGGGUUAAAGUGUGGACUGGGAGGGAGGGAGGGAGGGUGUGGGGUAUUUAAAAUCAGAUGAUCUAUAUGUAUAUUUUAAAGAUAAAAAUAAAAGUUUGUGGCUUGUGGGUAAAAUCUGCUCUCUAGCCAUGUCUUCAUGAAUAUAAUGAUGCUCUGAGAUGUGAAAAGCACCCUGGGUGCAGUUAUUUGAUUAUAUUUAUUAAACACACACACACACAGACACACACAGGUAAAUCAUCUACAAUCCCAUCACAUAACCACACCCAUCCAUUCAUCUAUUCGUUCUUCAUUUGUUAUCGGAUUCUUUGGGGAUUUUUUUGUGGUGUCUCAGGAGGAUAAUAAUUACAUCCCUUCAUUUAUUAAAACACUUUUACCACAUCCCUUCAUUUAUUAAAACACUUUCACCACAUCCCUUCUUUCAUUGAUCCAUUAAUCACUCCAUUUUCUUCUAUCAAUAAUUAAUCUUUCUGUCACCACUCGGUGCAUCACUCCUUCCAUCCAUCCAUCCAUCCAUUAUUAAUACAUCUGUUCAUCCCUUACAUGUUCUUCUGUCAAUCCUUCCCAUUCAUUCAUCUCUCGGUUUAGACUUUAAUUCUGUCUGUCUGUCUGUUUUGGGUUUUCAUUCCAGUGGAGCAGAAGCCACAGCUGUUAAUUCCUGUGUCCCAGCCUCCUCUCGCUCGGGGUUUGGGGACGAGGCUGGAGUGAAGACCUGCAGCUACACCGGGACGCUGUGUGGAUAAAAGCUGAGAGUGUCAAAAUGAUGGAAGCAACUAACAUUCUUAAACAUAAAUAAAUAAACAUAUAAACAUCCCAAAACACUCUUCUGCAUUUCCAAAUCUAGACUGUAGUGAAAUAUUUGAAAGAAGUAAUAAAGAUUGAACAGGGCGUGUAGCUGACUAAAACUGCUCUAGUGAGAUAUCCAACUACUACUGAUCUAUUUUGUCAUUUUUAUGACACAACUAAACAAACAAAAAUCUGUCUUUUGUAUCACUGUACACACCAAAGUAUUGAACUGCAUGAUUUAGACCUUUUAUUUGAUUUUUUCCCUACAAAAUGGAGGUAAAAAUAAACAAAUAAAUAAUAAACAAACAAGCAAACACAAAUAAAAACAACAACGAUAAUAUGAGUUUAUUUCAUUCUUUUGGUUUUGCAUAAUUUACAUGUGCACAGGAAGUGAUACACUGAUCACACAUCACAUUAAAAGUAAACAAAUGAAAACGGUUAUUAUGAUCUUUUUUUAGGAUGUCAAAGCGGAUGUCAUUACUGUAAAAUAAAAUAAAAAAAAAAAAAGAAAAUGCAAAGAGAACGAAAGUUAAAAGAGUAAGCUCGUGAGCGGAAGUGACGUCUUCGAGUCAGCGCUUCCCGAAAUAAAGCCGUUCGAGUCCAGAAACUUAGGAGUCGACUCCUAUAAGAUUCGAAGAGUUGGUCACCGAUGGAUAAAAUGUUGUGUCAGUGUUUAAUAAAUAAAAAUGUAUCUGUUGGUCAAUUGCUGUAGCAUAAGAGGAAUAGAACACUUGUAGUCGUGCUGAUAAAGGAAAACAAUCAGCUUCAGGGUGCUAACAGUAAUCUGAAUCUUAAACCGGAGUAAGAUAAACUGCCGAGUCGACUCUUGUUUCGACUCGGUUUUUUUGGAAUCGACUCUCGGCGCUAGAAAGGAGAUGACGUCACCGACCCGGUGCCCCGGUUAGUCGCGCGCGAAGCGGGAAAGCAUUGGGAGGGGGUGAGCUGUUCUCUAACCGGAAGAAAGUGUGUGAGUAAGAAAAAGCGCCGAAAAUCAACC
Ictalurus punctatus (channel catfish) is the source of this 5866-nucleotide messenger RNA. It is a transcript of the gene atosb, whose product is annotated as atos homolog protein B. The record is from RefSeq and is a predicted model, not a curated record. The transcript is spliced from 11 exons. The coding region runs from base 973 to 2466 and encodes 497 amino acids. NCBI's taxonomy places the organism in Eukaryota, Metazoa, Chordata, Actinopteri, Siluriformes, Ictaluridae.